Pelobates fuscus (common spadefoot toad) is the source of this 3470-nucleotide messenger RNA. It is a transcript of the gene FBXW10B, whose product is annotated as F-box and WD repeat domain containing 10B. The transcript is spliced from 13 exons. Bases 141 to 3287 code for a protein of 1048 amino acids. NCBI's taxonomy places the organism in Eukaryota, Metazoa, Chordata, Amphibia, Anura, Pelobatidae. Gene Ontology annotation, molecular function: protein binding. The record is from RefSeq and is a predicted model, not a curated record.
ACAGUGAUUCUUAGAAUCAGGCUGUGACAGUGAAUAAGCUACAUACGGGCAGUGAUUCAAAGAAUAAAGGGUGUACACGCAGUUUAUAGUGUUGGCAUUGCUUUUACCACUAUUUUAACCCCCACUGGGAUGUGCCCACUAUGAAAGAAACGGAAUUCAGUCUUAAAUGUGCCUCCAAUCUCCGGUGUAAAAACCAAAUCUCCGGUUUGCCAAUAUGCCAGACUUGUGAGACGUGCGUAUUGUCCACCAAAAUUGCCGUCACUAAAGAAUGGUUCCUGAGAGCAGGAGAGUUCUCGCAGAGGAAGUUCGUCCUCGGGAUUGUGAGGCGAUUGGAAUGUUUGGAUCUCCUGUUGUCCGUGGAGAGCGUCCUGCAGCCGGUCCUAGGGAAGGACUUCACGUACAGCCGGUCUCGGAUAAACCCGAGUCUACAAGAAGAUGCCCACACCACGGGUUCAGACCGGGCCCUGAACCCACAGCUGUGGCAGCAAUUUGUGGCUGAGACGUGGCGGUGGUUCAAAGGCGGCACCACCUGGAGCAAACACAACUACGCGUUGCUGCUACUCAAGAUGUGUAAAGCGCAUUUAUUGCACAGUGUCGCCAACCUAAUUCACGUGCUGGUCGUACAAGGGGUGCACUCGUUUUUAGCAAAGAAAGGAAAGUUGGUCUCCGAAGAUGAAAGUCUCAGAUUGGGCGAACUGUUGGAAUACUAUGGCAUGAAGGAUCCUGAGCACUCCAGCCUUCUACACACCAUUGAUGACCCAUGUCUCAUGGUGGUACCGUCAUCCUUUAAGGCAACAUCAGGUGUGAGAAAAUACAAAGACUUCAUUCAGGGUCUACCUGUGCAUCUGUCUAAGAUGAUCCUAGGAUUUCUCGAUAAUAAAUCACUGUCCAGUUGUGCCUGUGUGUCUCAUCAUUGGUGCUUCAUGAUAAAGGACCUUCUACGGGAUCUCGGGGCAAAAAAAAUGAUUCAGAACGAUGCUAUGAUACUCCGGGGCACUUCAUCGAGAGGGGUGAAUGUUACUUAUGCGAAAAUACAAAACGUUCCGAUUCCAAAAAUUGGAGAUGAUGGAAAUGCUAUUUUACGGACAGAGAAAAAAAUUAUAGAGAAAAAGCCUGGGGAGAGCUUGGAAGCAGCGUACAUUGACAAUGAAACAGAGACAGUCCUGAUGGAAGAAAGAAAUGUCUACUGUGGACCGUACAAUGUCCUAAUGCUCUCGGGACAUGAAAAUCAGCACAAGGCAAUCCACUUUGACGGAGGACAAUUUGUGGCUGUGGGGGCUGCAGAUCGCAAAGUGAAAUUAUUGGACAUAUUUAAUAUGAAACAAGUUCCACCACUGUUUAAUGGACAUGCUGGGAGCAUCCACGUCGUACACUUGUGUGAGGAGCGGGGCUUUGUGUUCAGUGGAGGGUAUGAUCUCAGCAUCAGACGUUGGAACUUGCAAAGCGGAGUUUGCAUGAAAAUAUAUCUUGGACACAUGAGGACUAUUACAUGCCUUGAUGUAUGUGAAAAUGUGUUGGUUUCUGGAGCCAAAGAUAGACAAAUAAAAGUAUGGAAUCUAACUUCAGGCAAAUGUUUUAAGACAUUUAAACACAAAGAUGCCAUAUCAGAUGUUAAAAUAAAGGGACAAUACGUGGUGAGUGGCUGUGACAGAGGAAUUGUCAAAAUAUGGAACUUGGAAUCAGCAACUUUAAUUAAGUCUUUAUCAGGUCAUGAUGGGCCAGUAAAAUGCCUUGUCUUUGACCAGUGGCAUUUAUUGUCAGGAGGUGCGGAUGGAUAUGCGAUAGCCUGGAGCAUGCUGGGAACUGUCAAAAAACGCCUCAUGACCUUCAGGCAUCCAAAGGAGGUGACGUGUCUGGCUUUCGUCUAUCUCAGAGUCAUCACAGGCUGCGCUGAUGGCAAAAUCCGUGUGUUUAACUUUCUCGGUGGAGACUGCCUCCGAGAGAUGAGUGCCAAUAGCCGAGCAGACCCAGUGCUAUCAUUAUGUGUUCGAGACAAUAGAAUGGUGAUCAAUGUACACUCAAGCAUCAUGAUAUUCCAAUUUGAGGAGAUUUCAUGGGACUACUCCCAGGAGUCUGUGCGUUUCACUGUCCCCAAAGACAGAUACCAUUUUAAACUAGCACCGAUCAAAGCUCGCCCUUACAGUUAUGUGCGUGCGCAGAGAAUGAGGCAUAUUGGGUCAAGCGACAGGAAACUCUACCGACAGGAACAAAAGCUGGAACAUGACAAGAAUUGGCUGUCCCAUCAUGCUCGGAGUCUCUCUGCAAGAAGCAUGAAGCGAGCACAAGAUUUGCAUGAAGAGUCUCUGAAACCGAUCGCAUGGCCGGAUCUUCAGAAUUUCCACCGAAGCUUUGCAUACAUUGAUCUGCAGCCUGAAUUUCGGAAGAAGAUACCAUCAGCAACUAAAAGUCCUGAUGUAUUUACAAGAGCAAGCUCAGCUGGGGAAUGGAUUACAAAGGAUGAAUCUGAUGCUGAGUCAGGAUACUCUUCACACCGAUGCAAAUCAGCUCUUUCCCGAAGUGAGGAUGCCACUCUGAAAAGGAUAAAACAACGUGGACCUCAUUCCCCAUUGAACCCUACUGAGAUCCUUCUAAAGGUCAGCACUAUCCAGAAUUUGGAGAAGUUGGACGUGCUCAGCUCAAACCUUAAGCACAAUGCAAAUGUCCACAGUGUUCAGGGAUCAUCUGUGUCCAACGCACAACACAAACAAGAAAAUGUACAUUGUCAUUCGACAGAACCUAACAGAACCGAUCCUUCUACUGCAUUGUCUAAGACGCAAGGUUCAUCUGUUCCCGCUGAGAUAAAUACCCACAGGAAACAAUCUCAAAUGAGAAAUAUGACUUUACAAGGAUCCUCCGAAGUUCCAUCCUCUGUACUUGCUUUGACCACUGCACAUCCAACAGGGUCAUACAGCAACAGCAAGAAGAAAGGAACUUCACCUGUGAAUAGGAGGUCUUCUUCUUCUGUAGAAGAUGGUAUCCAACAAUUAGGAUUGUACACAAGCUGUGAGGCAGUGCAGCCUUUGCGAAUGGUAAUAGGACAAAUCAAGAAAGAACACAAUCAGAAAAAAAAACCUGAACUUACUGUCACAGCUGAUCCCUUCCGAGAAAAAAGUGGCUUUCAGCUCCUUACAGUAAAACAACUUGAGGCGUAUGAGGCUCAGACGGUGUCUCAGUUUAACAAAAUAGAGGCACUAGAGAAAGAGAGUAGGCUUAAGGAGCGUAAAAAGGAGCGAAUUAUGAAAAUUAAUGGACAAAUCACUGAAAAGUUCAACGAUAACUAUAAAUGAUCUUUUUUAAAAAAAAGUCACGUUAGCACUUUUAAAAAAUAUCAAUUAAUGGUUGGCUCCUCUGGUAGCAAGACAUGAAAUAUUGAUAUUGAUGAAUUAUCUUCACCAAAGGCAUUAAUGAUGAAUUCUAUGUGCAUGCAGUAAUGAAUCGCGUAAUAAAAUAAUCUGUUAAAAAAGCUCCAA